AUGUCUUCUGAGGACUUUGAGCUGCCGUUCCAGAAGAAGAUAGUGGCUGCUGUGGACUUCGUAGACUUCGUUACCCAAGGAGCUAGAGCGACCACUACUACAUCCGACACUAGUGUAUCCAACACUACUAUAUCUCAUCUCACCACUACUCUUACUGGGGAUCUCGCCCCACACAAUUAUCUUAUCGAUUCCACAGGCCAGGUUCAAGCCGUACUAGACUGGGAUGGUGCUCUAUACCUCCCAGUUGGGUCAAAUCUUCGGUUCAUGACCCUGAAUGGCGGGAAAGACACGGAUGAUCGCCAGUAG
Penicillium soppii is the source of this 306-nucleotide messenger RNA. RefSeq lists its product as uncharacterized. The transcript is spliced from 2 exons. Bases 1 to 306 code for a protein of 101 amino acids. Lineage: Eukaryota; Fungi; Ascomycota; Eurotiomycetes; Eurotiales; Aspergillaceae. The record is from RefSeq and is a predicted model, not a curated record.